Molecule: messenger RNA, 2774 nt
Organism: Pieris brassicae (large cabbage white)
Lineage: Eukaryota; Metazoa; Arthropoda; Insecta; Lepidoptera; Pieridae
Gene: Acadvl
Product: very long-chain specific acyl-CoA dehydrogenase, mitochondrial
Exons: 5
Coding region: 371-2248 (625 amino acids)
Molecular function (GO): flavin adenine dinucleotide binding; very-long-chain fatty acyl-CoA dehydrogenase activity; fatty-acyl-CoA binding
Source: RefSeq, a predicted model, not a curated record
CCGCAGUCGGCCCAAAGACUAGUGUAUUAGUUAGAUAUCUGUGCGCCGCUCGCGCAGGGUCGUCAACGUAAUUCUGUCGCGCAGCGUUUAAAUAGUGGGUGAAAGCUACAGAUUAAGUAGAGUAAAUGGUUAAUGGAUUUUAACUAUUAGUGCAGUUUAUUAGCAUAUGGGUGUGAUAUGGUAAAACUAUAUAACAAUUAUUGUUGAAAUAAUUUUUGUUAUACCGUUGUUUCUUGAUUGCUUCAGUUUACUAUUUCUCUAAAGACAACAAAAAUAUUGUAUUAGUUAUCAACGGUGAGAUGUGUAAUAUUUGAAAGUAUAAUUUUUUUUUUAAAAUAUAUUUACGUGUAUAAAAGCACCUGAAAAAGCAAUGAAAACCACCAAGUUCGUGAGUUGUGCAAGGAGGUGCUUGUGUAAGCCAAAUUUAAACACCUUAAGCAGCAAUGUCAGCGGUAUGUCAACGGAAGCUGCAGCCGCCGCAGCUCAGCGUGGUGCACGACAGAGUGAUUCAUUCACUAUGAACUUGUUCCGGGGACAUUUUGAAACUGGCCAGAUAUUUCCCUUUCCGGAACCUUUAACCGAUGAGCAGCGGCAGACACUAGUCGAGCUCAUCCCACCCGUUGAGAAGUUUUUUGAGGAAGUGAAUAAUCCUGCCAAAAAUGAUGCUGAUAGCCAAGUCGAGCCAGCUACAAUGGCCGGGCUGUGGGAGCUGGGAGCAUUUGGUCUACAGGUGCCGACUGAUCUAGGCGGCCUGGGUCUUAGCAACACUCAGUACGCGCGCUUGGUGGAAGUGGUUGGUGCGCACGACCUCGGCGUCGGCAUCACGCUCGGCGCACACCAGUCCAUCGGCUUCAAAGGCAUUCUGCUUGUGGGCACGCCUGAGCAAAAAGCGCGCUAUCUGCCUCGCGUCACCGCUGGAGAGUUGGCUGCCUUCUGCCUUACCGAGCCCUCGUCUGGUUCCGACGCCGGAUCCAUAAGGACUCGCGCCGUGCUCUCUUCCGACGGCGGGCAUUACAUUCUCAACGGGUCCAAGAUAUGGAUCAGUAACGGGGGUAUCGCGGACAUCAUGACCGUGUUCGCCCAGACGCCAGUAGAGAAGAACGGCAAGAUGGUGGACAAGGUAACCGGAUUCAUCGUGGAGCGCAGCUUCGGUGGAGUGUCGUCCGGCCCACCCGAGCACAAGAUGGGCAUCCGCUGCUCUAACACGGCCGAGGUGUACUUCGAAGAUGUGCACGUGCCCGUCGGAAACGUGCUCGGCGGCGUCGGCGACGGCUUCAAGGUGGCCAUGCAGGUGCUCAACAACGGCCGCUUCGGUAUGGCGGCGGCUCUUGCCGGCACUCAGCGAGCGGCACUGCGCCUGGCCGCCGAGCACGCCGCCACGCGCCAGCAGUUUGGACGUCGGCUGGCGGACUUUGCGGGCGUACAGGAGAAGCUGGCGCGCAUGGCGCAGCUGCAGUACGUCACCGAGUCGCUGGCGUACCUGGUCAGCGGCACCAUGGACGCCGGUAAACAGGAGUACCAGCUCGAGGCCGCGGUGUCUAAGGUGUUCGCGUCGGACUCGGCCUGGACCGCCGUGGACGAGGCCAUCCAAAUCCUCGGCGGCAUGGGCUACAUGACCUCGGCGGGGCUCGAGCGGGUUCUACGAGAUCUGCGCAUCUUCCGCAUCUUCGAGGGCACCAACGACAUCUUGCGCCUGUUCGUGGCGCUCACCGGCAUCCAGUACGCCGGAUCGCACCUGCGCGAAUUGCAGCGCGCUUUCAAGAAUCCCGCUGCCAACCUGGGCCUCAUCUUCAGCGAGGCCGGUCGUCGCGCAACGCGCGCCGUUGGUUUGCAGAAGCCCGUCGGCCUCGACGCGCUCGUGGCGCCCACUCUGCGCCCGGUGGCCAAGCAUCUGGCGCGUGGCGCGCUCGACUUCGGCGCUUGCGUCGAGAACGUACUGCUCAAGUACGGCCGCGACGUGGUCGACGAACAGCUCGUGCUCAACCGCCUCGCCGCCGCCGCCAUCGACGCCACCACAUCGGCCGCCGUUUUGUCGCGCGCCUCUCGCGCCGUCCGCCUCGGUCUCCCCUCGGCCGACCACGAGCUGCGCCUGGCCGAGGCGUGGACCGAAGAGGCCACCGAGCGCAUGGCGCGCCUGCCCGACGCGUUGGCGCCGCGAACGCUGGUGCGCAACGCGCGUCUGACGGCCAUCGGCCGCGCCGUCAGCUCCGCCGGGGGUCAGCCGACGCGCAAUCCCGUGGAUCUGUGACGUGGAAAUCAAACUAGCGUCGUGUACAUAACAUAGAUUUAUUAUUCUAAGAGAUUAGCGAUCCGAAGUAGACCGUAGCUACACGUCGACGUGGACGGAGGCGUCCCAGGCGCGCGCGUUGACCUGCUUGAGAGUGGCGCGAAGCGCGCGGCCCGGGCCCAAUGCCAGAGUGAGCGGCUGCGGCGUGUCGGGCGGCCUCGCGUACAGCGCGUGCAGGGUCUGCUCCCAGCGCACGGGCGCGGCCGUGAAGCGCUCGAGCCGGCGGCGAGCGGCGGCUCCGCCGGAGACUGCCUUUCCGUCCACGCCCGACACCACGGUUACGCGAGGCGCGCCUACUGUGCAGUGCUCCAGUGCGCUGCGCACGACGGCCUCGGCGCGCGCCAUGAGCGGCGUGUGGAAAGCGCCGGCCACGCCCACUCUGGCGCUUCGGCGCACGCCCCAGGCUCGGCCCUCGCGUUCCACCCACCGCAAAGCCUGCGCACACGUCUUUCAUCUAUUAUACCGCUAAUAUAUUUAUUAUUCUGUA